Molecule: messenger RNA, 537 nt
Organism: Fusarium sp. VM40
Lineage: Eukaryota; Fungi; Ascomycota; Sordariomycetes; Hypocreales; Nectriaceae
Source: the annotation of a GenBank genome assembly
AUGACUAGUUGGUCCCGUUAUGAUACCGCCGAGGAAAGGCUUCCCGAUGGCAUGAUUUCUGUUGCGUAUGACGCCGAUACGGAGAUAUACACGUACUGUGAUAGUGAUGGUGGCAUGUGGGAAAGUCCUCGCGGAUGCCGGUAUGGCCAUCUAGCCCGUGUUUGUCCCGACGCUCCAACUCUGCCCUCGAUCUGGCUUCCUACCGAUGUCGACUACCCUGAACCAGAUCUCCUCGACGAUUAUUCUGAAGGUGAUGAAGCCGCUCCAUCACACAGAAUAGAAGCACCUAGCCGGGAGACCUCGACCCUAUCGCGCCCAACCGACGCCGACGGGGCCGACAAUCAUCAUGACAACAAAGUUUCCGACUCUCGAAAGUCCUUUAUUCCCCGGAAGGCGGAUGAUAUACCACGAGGAGUACCGCGAAGUACUGUCCUCUCUAAACUCUACUCGUUCCUGCGGGUUUCGCCUUCAGCUUCCCGAAAGAGUAAGGGCAACGAACAUGAACAUGAAGGACCUCGAAGGGAGGUUAGUGGGUAG